UUCUUCCAAAUCCCAAUUUUUCCACCUUCAUUCCCUUCCUUAAUCCUUAUCCAUCAACAUGGUCAUGCUUAGGGUCUUUUUUCUCCUUUCUCUUCUCCCACAUGCUUCGAAACAACACAGUUAACUUCUUAUUCCUUCCUUCUUCCUCAAGCUCCAUUCUCAAGUGUUCUCUUUCUUUUCCAUUUCCGUUCGAAUCUGUUUCAAAGGGGAAAGCUCAAAGCCUCACACAUCACACAACCUUCAAAUUUUAAAACCACAGUUUUUAUCUUUCUCUCUCUUUUUCCUUUUUCCGGUUUCUUCUCUCUUUCAUUUUUUUUUUUAUAUAUAUAUAUUUCAACCGAGCUUCUAAGAAAAUAAUAAAAAUCCGUAACAAGUGGGGUUUUUCUCUUUCACAAGCUGCUGUUGUACAAGAAGAGAAGAGAGAGAAGGAAACAAAGAGCGGGGGUUGGGGUUGUUUCAAUCUUAGCUGGUAAAGAACGAGAGUUUCCUGUUCACAAUUUGGCACCAUUCACUUCAAUUUUCACGAAAGGGAGUUUCUUUUUCUCUGGGGUGGUUUCACAGUAGAACUUGAGGAACCAAAAACGGUGGUUGCACAAAAAUACGCACUUUUUUUUUUUUUUUUUUUUUUUCUGUCUCUAUUCUAUUCUACAAACCCCAUUUCCCAUUUAACGUUGAGAGUUACUCAUUUCCCAUCUAGGCUUCUAUAUCAAAGCUCUCCCAAAAUUUCCUAUGCCAAGGAACGGCCUUUACUAAGAGCAAAGCAACAACCUUCUUCUUCUUCUUCUUCUGCUAGUUUUCUUCCUUGGUCGUGAUUCAGAGUUUGUGUUUGUUGUGGGAAGCAUGGCCAUGGCUUUGGCUCAACAUAGAGAAAGCAGCAGCAGUGGUAGCAUUGAUAAGCACCUUGAUGCUUCUGGGAAAUAUGUGAGGUACACUGCUGAACAGGUUGAGGCUUUGGAACGUGUUUAUGCUGAGUGCCCCAAGCCUAGUUCCCUGAGAAGGCAACAAUUGAUCCGAGAGUGCCCCAUUCUUUCCAACAUCGAGCCCAAGCAGAUCAAGGUUUGGUUCCAGAAUCGCAGGUGUAGAGAGAAGCAGAGAAAAGAGGCUUCACGACUUCAAACUGUGAACCGUAAACUGUCAGCAAUGAACAAGUUGUUGAUGGAGGAGAAUGAUCGGUUGCAGAAACAGGUGUCACAGCUUGUGUGCGAGAAUGGGUAUAUGCGGCAGCAAUUGCAUACUGUGAGUACAUCAGCAGCAACUACUGAUGCUAGUUGUGAUUCGGUGGUUACUACUCCUCAGCAUUCCAUGAGAGAUGCUAAUAACCCUGCUGGACUCCUAUCAAUUGCAGAGGAGACCUUGGCAGAGUUCCUUUCAAAGGCUACGGGAACUGCUGUCGAUUGGGUCCAGAUGCCUGGGAUGAAGCCUGGUCCGGAUUCGGUUGGGAUCUUUGCCAUUUCCCAAACUUGCAAUGGAGUGGCAGCUCGAGCCUGUGGUCUUGUUGGUUUAGAACCUACAAAGAUUGCAGAGAUCCUCAAAGAUCGUCCAUCUUGGUUUCGGGACUGUCGGAACCUAGAAGUUUUCACAAUGUUUCCUGCCGGAAAUGGUGGGACCAUUGAACUUGUUUACACACAGACAUAUGCUCCAACAACACUGGCUCCUGCCCGGGAUUUCUGGACUCUGAGAUACACUACAAGUUUGGACAAUGGCAGUCUUGUGGUUUGUGAGAGGUCCCUGUCUGGUUCUGGGACGGGCCCUGAUCCAGCUGCUGCUGCUCAGUUUGUUAGGGCUGAGACGCUCCCUAGUGGCUACUUGAUUCGCCCAUGUGAGGGUGGAGGGUCAAUCAUCCACAUCGUAGACCACCUAAAUCUUGAGGCAUGGAGUGUGCCAGAAGUGCUGCGACCACUUUAUGAAUCAUCAAAGAUGAUUGCUCAGAAAAUGACAAUUGCUGCUCUUCGCUAUAUCAGGCAAAUAGCUCAGGAAACAAGUGGUGAAGUGGUAUAUGGAUUGGGUAGGCAGCCUGCUGUUCUGCGAACUUUCAGCCAAAGAUUGAGCAGAGGCUUCAAUGAUGCCGUAAAUGGAUUCAACGACGACGGGUGGACUGUACUGAACUGUGAUGGCGCCGAGGAUGUAAUUAUUGCAGUUAGUUCAACCAAGAAUUUGAGUGGCACUUCUAAUCCAGCAAGUUCCCUUACUUUCCUUGGAGGAAUUCUCUGUGCCAAAGCUUCUAUGUUGCUCCAAAAUGUCCCCCCUGCAGUUUUGGUUCGCUUUCUGAGGGAGCACCGGUCAGAGUGGGCUGAUUUCAAUGUUGAUGCUUAUUCUGCUGCAUCACUGAAAGCUGGCACCUAUGCCUAUCCAGGGAUGAGGCCUACAAGAUUCACUGGCAGUCAAAUAAUUAUGCCUCUCGGCCAUACAAUUGAACAUGAAGAAAUGCUUGAAGUUAUUCGGCUUGAAGGCCACUCUCUUGCUCAAGAAGACGCAUUUGUUUCUAGGGACAUUCAUCUCUUACAGAUAUGUAGUGGAAUUGAUGAGAAUGCUGUGGGGGCUUGUUCUGAACUCAUAUUUGCUCCAAUUGAUGAAAUGUUCCCUGAUGAUGCUCCAUUGGUGCCUUCUGGUUUCCGCAUCAUUCCAUUGGAUUCAAAACCAGGUGAUAAAAAGGAUGCAAUGACUACAAAUCGAACACUGGAUUUGACAUCUGGUCUUGAAGUGGGUCCAGCGACAACUAGCGGUGCAGAUGCAUCAUCUAGUCACAACACGCGAUCCGUGUUGACAAUUGCCUUCCAGUUUCCUUUUGACAGCAGUUUGCAAGAUAAUGUUGCAAUCAUGGCGCGUCAAUAUGUCAGGACUGUGAUUUCCUCUGUGCAAAGGGUUGCCAUGGCUAUAUCUCCAUCCGGUAUAAACCCAGCUGUUGGAGCAAAACUUUCUCCAGGUUCUCCAGAAGCUGCUACACUAGCUCACUGGAUCUGCCAAAGUUAUAGUUACUAUUUAGGGACAGACUUAUUGAGAUCAGAUUCUCUUGUUGGUGACUUGAUGCUGAAACAUCUGUGGCAUCAUCAGGAUGCCAUUCUAUGCUGUUCACUGAAGUCUCUACCAGUGUUCAUCUUUGCAAAUCAAGCUGGCCUAGACAUGUUGGAAACAACUCUAGUGGCUUUACAAGACAUCACAUUGGAUAAAAUAUUUGAUGAGUCCGGACGCAAGGCAUUGGUUGCAGACUUUGCCAAGUUAAUGCAACAGGGUUUUGCUUAUCUGCCAGCUGGGAUCUGCAUGUCCACGAUGGGGAGGCAUGUUUCAUAUGAGCAAGCCAUUGCAUGGAAAGUGCUUACCACAGAAGAUAACACUGUUCACUGCGUAGCUUUCUCUUUCAUAAAUUGGUCUUUUGUAUGAAAAUCCAUUUCCUGUGCCCUGCCUUUUCCCACUUGAAUAUUAAAAAAAAAAAUAUGAAGGGGUAGAAGGAUACGUUAAAUUUGGAGGGGAAAAAGAAAUCCGAAAUUUUUGUUCACCUAUUAUAACACAAGAUCAGGUUUGCAUUUAAUUCGAUUUAAUUUAUUUCUUAUUUAGUGCAGAGACCAAAUUGAGUUUUAUCUUGUACAUUUGUUAGUGCUAGCUAGAG
Molecule: messenger RNA, 3604 nt
Organism: Gastrolobium bilobum
Lineage: Eukaryota; Viridiplantae; Streptophyta; Magnoliopsida; Fabales; Fabaceae
Product: homeobox-leucine zipper protein REVOLUTA-like
Exons: 18
Coding region: 841-3378 (845 amino acids)
Molecular function (GO): DNA binding; lipid binding; DNA-binding transcription factor activity
Source: RefSeq, a predicted model, not a curated record